Molecule: messenger RNA, 2634 nt
Organism: Megalops cyprinoides (Indo-Pacific tarpon)
Lineage: Eukaryota; Metazoa; Chordata; Actinopteri; Elopiformes; Megalopidae
Product: transcription factor SOX-5-like
Exons: 16
Coding region: 435-2408 (657 amino acids)
Biological process (GO): cell fate commitment; regulation of transcription by RNA polymerase II; positive regulation of chondrocyte differentiation
Cellular component (GO): nucleus
Molecular function (GO): RNA polymerase II cis-regulatory region sequence-specific DNA binding; DNA-binding transcription factor activity, RNA polymerase II-specific
Source: RefSeq, a predicted model, not a curated record
CAUGCCAUGUCGCUGUGAAUUUUAUUACACAUCCCUUCCUGCGCCCUGUUAGCAUCCCUUCGUGUCAUUUACAAGCGAGAUGGAGAACAGAUUACUGUCAACCAGGAACACACGCUCCGGUCGCAGAGGGGGUUCAGUGUACAAUAAGAGACUAUUUGAUUUAUCCUGAAAAGUCUUAGACAAGCCACCCGAUGACCAGCGCAGGGAUUUCAUCUUGUCCGUGAGAGCAACUCAUAAUCAGCAUCAAAAGGAGCUCCCUGCGUCCACUCCCUGUUAGGUGGUGGUUAUUUUCUGAUGAGGAGGGUCUUCAAAAAGGUCUGUGCCAUUUAGCGUAAAUACCACCUGCAGGAAGGACCCUCCCCUCCCAGAGCAGUAUACCAGAGAACUGACCUCCCCAGGACCCAGACCUGCUCAAUCUGUCUUCCCCAGGAGGGAUGUCUUCCAAGCGACCCAUCUCUCCAUAUGGGGUAGCAGAUGGAGAGGUAGCCAUGGUGACGAGCGGCAGACAGAGACUGGAGGAUGAGGGGAGAGAUGGACACCCUGUCAUUCCCUUCCCCCUGAGUUCCGCCAGCCAGCCCUCCCCCGCCCCUGUGGACAGCCCCCCCAUGGAGCGGGAGGGCAGUAUGGGUGCCGCUCCGGGCCCCUGCACUCCACACAGUACCUCUAUCUCACCUUCCAAGAUGGAGGACGGGGGGCGAGCGGGGAGCGAGCCCGGUUCGGCCGCGGCGCUCGGCACCCCGGAGCGGCGCAGGGGCUGCCUGGCCAACGUGGUGGACACGCUGAAGCAGCGCAAGAUGGAGGAGCUGAUCAAGAACGAGCCAGAGGGGCCUGGAGACACCCUGGCGGAGAAAGAGCAUCAGCUGAUGGUCAUGAUCGCCCAGCUGACCGGCCUGCGGGAGCAGCUCCUGGCUGCCAAUGAGGAGCAGAAGAAGCUGGCGGCCUCCCAGAGAGAGCUGGUGAAGCAGCAGCAGGAGCAGAUUACUCGGCAACAACAGCAGCUCCUCCAGCAACAACAGAAAAUCAACCUUCUGCAACAACAGGUCCAGCAGGUCCAGGGUCAGUUGCCCCCGCUGAUGAUCCCAGUUUUUCCUCCAGACCAGAGGACUCUGGCUGCAGCUGCCUCCCAGCAGGGCUUUCUCCUGCCUCCAGGAUUCAGCUACAAACCGGGCUGCAGUGAUCCUUGCUCUCUUCAGCUGGUCCCCUCUACGCUGCCAGCGGCCUCAGCGACCCCUGGGCGGGGCCCAACGCUGAUCCAGAACCUCUAUGCAUCCCAGCUGAACACCACGCAGGUGUCUCCUGGGGCCAGCCGAGCCGGGACGCACUCGCCCUCUAGUGGCCUGAUGGAGAAGUGCAGGAGAACCCCCCCGACAAGACACCAGGUUUGUGCACAGAAACCAGGCCCCGGCUCCCUGAAGCACAGCGGCCUUGCUCACAUCCGCAGCCCGCCCUCCCGAGCCAGCUCCACAGAACCUCACUCCUCUCUGUCCUCCAGCGGGAUCUUAGGGGAUCAGGAGACAGAGGCCAAGGCUGUCCUGGAGGAACAGGAGAGGAAGGAGCAGCAGGUGCUGGAUAUGAAGGCAGCCACUGUCAGCAGCCUUGGCCUCAUCAACGGCCAUUCAGAGAAGGAGAAGGCCCUGACACAGCAGCUGAAGCAGUCAGAGGAGAGAAACCAUGCCCUGAUGGACUUCAACAUGAGUGGAGAUUCGGACUGCAGCCCCAGUGUGACUGAUUGGCAGAUAUUUCGGGAGGCGCGAGGCCGGGGGAAUAGUGAGCCGCACAUAAAGCGUCCCAUGAACGCCUUCAUGGUCUGGGCCAAGGAUGAGAGGAGGAAGAUCCUGCAGACUUUCCCCGACAUGCACAACUCCAACAUCAGCAAGAUCCUGGGUUCCCGUUGGAAGGCCAUGACCAACCAGGAGAAGCAGCCGUACUACGAGGAGCAGGCCCGCCUCAGCAAGCAGCACCUGGAGAAGUACCCCGACUACAAGUACAAGCCCCGCCCCAAGCGCACCUGCCUGGUGGGCGGCAAAAAGCUGCGCAUCAGCGAGUACAAGGCCAUGAUGCGUAGCCACAGGGAGGACAUGUGCCAGUACUACAGCGCGGGACAGCAGGGCCCUCUGUCUCUGGUUCCCAUGGGGGAGGGGUACCUUGGAGCCCCCUCCAUACUGGGCACUCUAUCUCCCCAAGUGCCCUCAGAACAUUCCAGCACGCCCAGCAGCCCUGAUCUGGCCACGCCCGUCAUCCGGAGCACACAGUUGGGCGACUGGAAAGAGGAGGGGCCACACAUCAAGGAGGAGGAGCAACAGUUCGAUGACAGCAAUGGCAAAGUUGAUGAUGGCUUUGACUACAAGGACGGGGACGGUGACGAUGGCAGCGACCGCGAGGACCACCCCCCUACUCAGCCACACUGAUCCGGGACAGGUUGGAGGGGACAAGCCCCACCCAAAUCCCACCCAAGUUGCACCCACCCCACACUAGCUGAAACUAUGACAGAGCACAGACAAGCACCUCACACCAGCCCCAGUACAAGUACAGAAUUGUCCCACUCUUGACUGUUAUACAAAGGGAAGAAUCACCAAACAGUCAAAUUCCCGGACUUUUGUUAAAGUUUAUAUCCCAGAUAUGAACGUUACACUA